GGCGGCGGUGGCGGCCCAAGAUGGCGGAGCUGCAGCUGGACCCGGCGAUGGCGGGGCUGGGAGGGGGCGGCGGGAGCGGAGGGGGCGGCGGGAGCGGGGUGGGCGACGGAGGCGGCCCAGUCCGCGGGCCUCCCAGCCCACGCCCGGCUGGCCCCACGCCUCGCGGGCACGGCCGCCCGGCCGCCGCCGUCGCGCAGCCACUGGACCCCGGUCCCGGACCCCCCGAGCGGGCAGGGGGCGGCGGCGCGGCCCGCUGGGUCAGGCUGAACGUGGGAGGCACCUACUUCGUGACCACCCGUCAGACCUUAGGCCGGGAGCCCAAGUCUUUCCUCUGCCGCCUCUGCUGCCAGGAGGACCCGGAGCUGGACUCAGACAAGGAUGAGACGGGGGCAUAUCUGAUUGACAGGGACCCCACCUACUUUGGUCCUAUCCUAAACUACCUCCGCCACGGGAAACUCAUCAUUACUAAGGAGUUGGCAGAAGAAGGUGUGCUGGAGGAAGCGGAGUUUUACAACAUCGCGUCCCUUGUGCGGCUGGUUAAGGAAAGGAUACGGGACAAUGAGAAUAGAACUUCACAAGGCCCUGUGAAACAUGUGUACAGAGUCCUGCAGUGUCAAGAAGAAGAGCUCACACAGAUGGUCUCCACGAUGUCCGACGGGUGGAAAUUCGAACAGCUCAUCAGCAUCGGAUCUUCCUAUAACUAUGGCAAUGAGGAUCAGGCAGAAUUCCUCUGUGUUGUCUCCAGAGAACUAAAUAACUCUACCAAUGGCAUCGUCAUAGAGCCUAGCGAAAAGGCGAAGGUAAGGAACCCCUCCCCAGGCAGCUGCCUCUGGCCUGCUUGUUCGCAGCCCCUCCGUGGCAUUUUCCUGAGCUCUUGCUCCUCACUUCUUCCCUGGCCUUCUAGAGCCAGCGUGGUGUUUUCCCCUCGUUUUGUUGUUUUUGACUGUGUAAUUGAAAUUGGGAUUUACGGAGCACUGACGGGUUUUUAGUUAGGAAAUAGGAACCUAAAAAGGAUAGGCUUUCUCCAUCCCCUGCCAAAUCAAUGAAAAGAAAAGCUGCUUACCGCUAAUUACUAAAGCGUCGGAAUUCUGAACUCAGACUUGGAAAGUAUUCUGCCUUUAUUCUUUAAAACUUGUUUUUUCACUGCCUCAGGAGAAAAAGGGUGUUUUCUUACCUUUGUGACCUUUACCUUCCUUAAGUUCCUGGGAAAUUGUUUGACACUGUU
Molecule: messenger RNA, 1225 nt
Organism: Cebus imitator (Panamanian white-faced capuchin)
Lineage: Eukaryota; Metazoa; Chordata; Mammalia; Primates; Cebidae
Gene: KCTD2
Product: potassium channel tetramerization domain containing 2
Exons: 5
Coding region: 21-989 (322 amino acids)
Biological process (GO): protein homooligomerization; proteasome-mediated ubiquitin-dependent protein catabolic process
Cellular component (GO): cytoplasm; Cul3-RING ubiquitin ligase complex
Molecular function (GO): cullin family protein binding
Source: RefSeq, a predicted model, not a curated record